GCCGCGGUGGGAAGUUAGCGGUCCCUCUGGAGAAGUUGAGGUGCCUGGUUGCCUGGGCGGCGUCGGUGUCGGUGUCCGUGGCGAUGUUCCCGUCAGAGGCAGGCGCCAGGCCGCGGGCAUGCGAAGCCAGUGCCUCGGAACGCAGGAAAUGGGUGGAAGUAUUUAAAGCUUGUGAUGAAGACAACAAAGGCUACUUGAGCCGAGAGGACUUUAAGAUUGCGAUUGUAAUGCUGUUUGGAUACAAACCCUCCAAGAUAGAAGCGGACUCUCUGAUGUCUUCAGUAAAUCCCAACACUUCUGGCAUAUCACUUGAGGGGUUUCUGCAUGUCGUACAGAGAAAGAAGGAAGCACAGCUCUAUCGUAAUGAGAUAAGGCACAUCUUCACGGCUUUCGACGUGCACUAUCGUGGAUUCUUAACUCUAGAAGAUUUCAAAAGGGCGUUUAGUCGAGUGGCUCCCAAGCUACCGGCGAGGACAGUGCUGGAGGUGUUCAGGGAAGCAGAUCAAGACUCAGACGGUCACGUCAGCUUCCGAGACUUUGAGUAUGCCAUGAACUAUGGACAGGCAAAAUGAAGCUGGACGCUUGUGGACUACCUUGGGCAAUGCCGGACAGACCAGUGAAUUGUAAUCUAGGUGAAGGCCACACAGACCUCACUCUUUUGCCGUGCUAUCUGCUUAUGAGUAAGCUCUUCGUCACAGUUUUUGAAUGCUGAUAUUGGACCUAGAGGUAGGAAUCUCUUUCCAUGUGUCUAAGAGCCCUGAGUCCGGCUGCUGUUGCUGGCCCCUCCACCCAGUGUUUUUAUCCUGUGAGCUCUCCAUUCUUCAGACUGUGAAUUCCACUCCUUGCCUGCUUGGGUCCCUAGCUCUUAUCGGCUCUGGGGAGGGUUAGCUUUGAUCUGCUAGUGGUGUCAUCGUCCUUCAUUUGCUCAACUUUGGUUGAAUGUCAAGCUUACUGCCAUCCAAGCAAUGCGCAAACACUAGGAAAACAAAGGCUUCUCUUAUAAAGUCCCUGAAGCGCAACUCUGGCGGAGCACUCACUGGGUGUGCAGAACACAGCAAUCGGCUCAGACCAGGCGGCCAGCCAUUAUUUAUACAGAGAAAACCAGAAUGCAACUUGGGUCUUAAUGAGCAAAAGGGUGUGAUUUUGGGGUUCCUUUGAAUAACCUGAACCUGGGCUUCCUGCUUUGGAGACACUCGUCUGAGCUGGCCAACAGCCCUCUGCUGCAUUCUGGUUCAAGGAAGUCUGGCUGUACACUUGAAGUUCAACCAUCCCAAAGUUAGGAGUCUCCACACCCUACCACAUCCCUGGGAUCCAGUGACUACUUUCCUGGAGCAAAUUGAGACACUGAGCAUAUAGCAUAGCAUCUAUUAAAAAUAAUUCUUAAAUACUGAUCUUGCCAUUGUAAGUGUUCAGAUUUUACAACAUUAACAUUUCUAAAAGAAAUUAAUGUAAUUUGUUUUUAAAGUGCUAAACAUUAAAAGAUAAAGUAAAAUUAUAAAUUUGUGUAGCAAGCAUUAAGCAAGCUUCAUGCUCACAUAAAUUAUUAGCAGAUAGCCUUAAGAGAAAUAAAGGUUUAGCUGUGAUAAACCAGAGAAACCUAAGAAUAUGGGAUGACUAAAUGUGAUUUGUUCCCCUAGAUGGGCCUCUAGGAACAUACAGUAGAGAUGAGCAGAGCUCGGGCUUUCUCUGCUGCUUCUAACAGUGUGGAGACUAGGUGAGGGGCAUAUAGGAGCACCACCGUUUCCAUGAUUCUUCUGUAAAUCUAAAAUUAUCCCAAAACAGAGUUUGUUAAAAAUUAAAGGCUUGUUCAAACAUUCAUAAACUAAAUGAAGAAGCAAUGAAAAUCUUUUCUCAACACGAAUGAAAUAUUACUUCAAAGACAGAAAUGGUUGUUGGUAUCAUUGAGAUGUGUGUAUGAUUUUGUUCACAGUGUUCCAGUUUGACUUUGCUCAGCAAGUGUUCCCAUUAUAGUAGACAGACUGAGUCAUUAAUCUUGGUCUCAAAACAUAAAAGAGAUACUUUAGAUUUCUUAACUAUAAAAUAAACAAACCAAAAAAAAACCCACAAAUAGUAUUUAUUGACAGAGCCAUUCUUUCAGUAAUGGCCAGAGUCCCAAAACUUCUGUUUGGCACUCCUAUCUGUCAUCUGUCUCUCCUGAGAAAGAUGACAAGGGAAAAGGAGGAGUCACUUCCAUGGAUGUAGGAAGCAGGUGGUGAGUCUGGGAAUGUCUACUGAGCAACUCCCAUGACUCUAGGUUAGCCAAGACAUUUUAUCUCAAUGACAGAAAACUACUCAAUGAACACAAAAAUAAAUAAAUAAAUAAAGUAAAAUAGUAUCUUCCCUCUGCAUUAAAAUUCCUGUAUGAGAAAUUCUGGAAAGCAAUAUGAAUAGAAUACAACUAAGAUUUGGAUCCAAAAGAGAAAAAAAAGAAUUUACUUUGAAAAAGGAAAAAGAAAAGAAAUCACUGAAUUAACUUUCUGAGACCUAAGAGAAGGAGGUAGGGGUGCAGCUAGGCCUCAGGAUCUACACUAGCACCUCCAGAUUCCCCCCUUCUUCCUGUAGUUACCAACAACAUUUCACCAUCCUCAAAGAACUGGUCCAUGAUCCAUCCAGAUCCAAGCUCAGAGCAUCUACAGAUAGGCUCUGGUUGACCACACUCAACUCUGGUUCGUCCAGAGGGUAUGGGCAAGUCCCCUGUGGGUACUCAAGUGCAUGCGGCCAGGGCUGGCCAUAGAGGAAGAUAACCUAGGCAGCCUUUCUGGUUGGGACCUCUUCUAAGACGAUCCACAUCCCUGAGUUUGCUACUCAGGAGCAUCGAGGUUCUCUGAGGAAAGAACAAAGAAAGGGUGACAGACAAGCUGCCGUUACCCCUCGCUUUUAGGAUUCAUCCUCUUCCUUGUCUGGGAGGAGCUUUCCCCAUCCUCUCUCUUCCAGAUCCCAGCCCCAACACCACUGCCUGUGCAGUAUGACCUUGCUGGUCUGAUCCCCGCUGGGUGAACUAACGUAGGCAUCUGCUCAAGCUGACGAACUCAGUCUCAGCUCUCGGAGGACAUCGAGACUAUAACUGCAGUUAUGUUCCUCUGUGUGCCUGAGCAAGGGACAUGACUCAAGAGUAGGGAGCAGCCAUGUUUUCAGUCACGUGGCCUGGAAAAUCGGAGCAGCUGGUUUGCAGUGAGCAGAGAGGGGCUUAAAAAUAGACAGCGGAGGGAGCAGUAAGAGAGGAGCAGCCCUGCAGUGCUUGGUUUCUGGUUAGAGCUUAUGUGCGAGACUCAGUCACAGCCCUUGGGUCCUGUGAGGUAACUGCAUCCUUCCAAUAAAUCUUUCCGCUCAAGCCAGCUGGAGUGACUUUCUGUUAUUUGAAACCCAGUGAGCCUUCACUUUUGUGAGCUUCCAGCCAAGGACAGAGUCCUGAGUGAGAUUAGCAUUUGUAGGGCAGCAGAAACAAAAAGCAGCAGUUGAAGGUGGGAUGGAUAGUCCCGUCAUUCCCAUCCCAGCCUUCCUGUGAGCCCCUCGCUGGCUCAGCGCCGGGUUUCCCUGCUACUGCAGCUUUCAGAGCAGUUGCCCACGAACCACGACAGCACCAGUUCCUCUCAGACCUCAGCUCAGGUCCCUUCUCUUGGGUCUGAGGUAGUGGCACAGCCUUUGGACAGGUUCAUUGUGGUAUUUCUGUACUGUUUUUUCCAGUUGCCUGUCCCAGAACCAGUCUAUAAGGGAGAGGGUUUUCCCAUGUCCUUAGCUGGCCAAUCGUUCUUCAUCAACAUUCCCCGAGGAUGAUUCCAUCCACUGCCAGGAGCCCAGCUAUCGCCUUGAUUGAUACGACUCCAUAAACAAGGCUUUAUCUUUGAUCGUGACCUCUGCUCAACUCCAAGCCUGGUUUCCCUCCCUUGUCAGACGUUCCCCAUCUCGGUGCAGACUCGCUGAACUAAAAUCAGAUGCAUUGUUCCCCCAAUUUUCAAAAUUGUUCUCCUAGCCUGUGUUUUCUAUUUCUGUUGAUGACAGCCUCCCUGCCCAUCCCCCACCCAAGCUGUCAUCCAAGCCAGCUGCCUCAGAGUCUCCCCUUCUCCCCAUCUUGCUUGGCUCUAACAGUCAGUCACCAGAUCCUUUGGAGCAUGUCCUUGUAAAUCCUUCCUGGUUUAUUUUUGUUGUUGUGUUUGUUGUUUUUUUUUUUUUUCCAUUCCAUCCUGAUCUUUCUGCCCAGGUCCUUAAUCCUGGCCAGUUCUUCCAUCCAGUGACGUGUUCCUUUACUUCUUCAUGUAGAGAUGAGCGCAAGGUACACAAAUACUGCUGUCAAGGAAUUUUCAUCUGGCAUGUCAGGGACAUUCCUUAAGCACAAACAAAAUGACUUUCUUCUACUCAGGCUCUCUGUUCUGUUGGACAGUGCCUAACCCUGUUGAAAAUGCCCACUCAAAGCACUUUAUGUUUUCAGUAUUGUUGUCCAUGAUUCCCCCUGCCAUGUCACCCAGCAAUCACAGAGACACAAGCACAGUCCCAUCACCUAAAAAUACAAAAAUGGCAGCAAAUCUUUACUCAAAGUAGAACAGUAAUAAUCUCAGGAUUAAUAUCUGAUGAGAUAAUAAGAAAGUGAAACAAUGAAAAAAUAAAACUUAGGGCCUUGGAAGAUAGCUCCGUCUGUGCCCACAAGCAUGAGGACCCAAGUUCGAUCCCCGGAACGUACCCUAGAAAGCCAAGUGUGCUGGUAUAUAAUCCCAGCACCAAAGAGACAGGAUGAUUCCCCAGAGCUUACUGGCCAGCCAGCCUAGUCUAACCACUGAACUCAAGGAAAGAUUGAGCCUGUCUCAGAAAACAAUGGAUGUUUCCUGAGGAGCAAGACUAGAAGUUGACCUCUGGCUUCUAUGGCCCCCACACAUGUGCACACAUACCUAUAUGUACACAUUCACAAAUGCACUUAUAUGUACCCCCAAAAAAGUAAGAAAGAAAAGAAAACAGCCCAGGUAUGGUGGCACAAGUCUUUAAUGCAACAUUUGGGAAGAAAAGCAGAAUUGCUUCUUACUUGAAUCUAGUAUGGUCAGCAUACUAAAUUCCAGGCCAGCCUGGGCUUCUUAGGGAGAGUCUGUCUCAAUAAAUAAAUGAAUAAAUAAAUAAAUUUCAUUUUAAAAAAACAUUGAAAAGUUGAGUGUGGUGGUCCAUACUUGUCAUCUCAACACUUGAGAGAUACAGUCAGGAGGACCACCUGUUCAAGACCAGUUACAUAGCUGAGCUAAAGCUAAACAAGGCUACAUGAGACCCUGUUAAAAAAAAAAAAAAAGGAAAAAUAAACACUAACUAUUGGUUCCUACAUCCUAACAAACAUUUGUUUCUUUAGUUGUCUUUUUAUGAGACUAAUGCUGGGUAUUUUAUUUUAUUUCUAAAAUUGUUAAAAUAAAUACCAGCCCCCUCCCCACUGCUCCCUCUAGUAAAUGAGGAAGCAGUCUCAGGAAGCAGCUCAGGCCAAGUUAUAGGGGUACGUGGAGAGAGUAAAGGUAAGGUAAGUAUUCCAGCUGAUCAGCUUACAACAGACAAACUAUCUCACUUGGCCGUAACAGAAGCCCAUAGUCUAUAGAAACACUUCGUUUGCAACCCAAAUGAGGUGACCCAGGUUCAUUCAUUCAAGGGUUUCACAUGGAAGGUGUUCAGAAUCAGUUCCCAUCUUAUGUACCACCAAAGAAGUAGCCAGAGUUACAAUCGAUUAAUAACCAAACUCAGCUAUAGAGACCAAAGAUGGAAGGUACUCUAGACCCUGGAGCCAUUAUUCAAAAAGGAAAGUUCUAGAAAUGCUCUGUACAACAGAAGCAUUUUCGCAUGGGUAUGCAUUCCCGCUAAGCAACACUUCUCUGGCGUAUAAAGUAUAAAUAAUACAUAUCCCCAGUCAUUGUACUUGGUAUUCAUGGUAUAAUUCAUAAUCUAAGAUUAAUAAAAAUGAGCUUUGUUACUUUUCUUGACUUCUAACUUUUGAAAAAUUUGACAAUAUGGAAUUAGACAAUCUCUUGAUGCACACACGCAGAUUGAAAUUCAGAGCUUAGUGAAAGUGAUCAGUGAGUAGAAUGCUUUCCAUGCAAGCAUGAAGCCCUGAGUUCAGUCCCUAGGACCUGUGUGAAAAGCCAGUGUGGCGAUGUGUACCUGUAACCUCAACACUGUGGAGAGGGAGUCAAGAACAUCCCAGGGCUUGCUGGCCAGCUACUCCAGCAAGGUCUGUUGUGAGCAUUGGGUUCAGUAAGAGAUACUGCCUCAAAAAAUAAGGUAUGGAGCAAUUGAGAAAGCACCUGAUGUCUACCUCUGGCCUCUACACACACACACACACACACACACACCUGCACAUAUAUGUAACCACACAUAUGGACAUGAGCACAUGCAUAAAAUAAAUAAGGAAAAAUGAUAAUUUCUUUUAAAAGAAAUCCAUUGUCAUUAAGUAGCUUAUAGUGACUUUUCUUUUGUAAAACAAAUUUAGCUUGGGUUGGCUAUGAGGAUUGAAAAUAGCCCAUAAACAAUCUAACACAAUAAAAUAUAGUAUCUAAUCUGAAUUCUCUUGUUAAAUUGAUAAAGUAGUUAGAAACAUGAAUAAAAGAGAACAUUGUUCUAACUUCGGAGAAAAGUACAGAUUAGUCUGUAUGAAAACAUGGGCUAAAAUUGAAAUACAGCUCCUACUUUAUGAUUUACCAAUUCUUAAAGACUCAACUGAGAGCAAAACAGUUAAGCUUUCUAAAAUAUAUCACUUCAAAAGGAGCCAUUCCAAUAAUAUUGAAUUUAUAGAAAAAAAAAAAGACCAAGGGAGUGGAAAUAUAUUAAACAUAUUGUCAUAGCAACAGUCAUUGGGAGGCAGAAGUUGGGUCUGGGCAUCUUUCUUAUUUUGAAUAAGAAAGGCAAGCUUGAUUUCGAAUGACUUUUCUAAGGUCAGAUGUCUUAGAGAUGGUACUUGAGUCAAUUUCUUUAACAAGCUUUCCCUAUUGCCACUGACUGGUAUUGGACUCCUCCCUUCCUCUCUCUCUUUCUUUCUCUCCUUCCCUCCCUCCUUCCCUUCCUCCCUUUCUCUUCCUUCCUGUUCUCUCUAUCACAGCCAUAAAUAGAAUUGCAUUCAUUGGGCCACUUAAGAUUCAGCCUGACCAUGUCUUAGCUAAUACCCAGACACAUAUCAGCAGAAUUUCUUCUUUGUACCAACAGAAAACGGGGCUCUUUAUGCUUUUCAUCACAUGGAAACCUCUUGGCCAUUAUCUCUGCAGAAGUUCUUUCACUGCCCAGUCUUAAAGACAGUGUCCUAUCAGACUCCAGUUGCACAAGCUCUGUGUGGGUGGCUUAUCUAACAUGUCUCUUGUUCUCUAUUCUCUCCUCUUCUUGUGCAUGUUCUUUCCCCCUUCUCUCUCUAUUUUAGUUGAUUACUAUCUAGUCCAUUCAAUGCCAAGAGUGAAUGCAAAAUGGCAUAGCCCUUUUGGAAGACAGUCUCAGAAAACUGAACAUGGGCUUAUCACAUGACCCAGAGAUCAAGCUCCCAGAUAGUUUACCAGCUGAUUUGAGAACGCAUGCCCAUACAGAAUAUUUAUAGCAGCUUCAUUCAUAAUUCUUAAAAAAAAAACAGAAAUAACCAAGAUGAGCCUUCUAAGAACUGAGUGGGUAGUCUGUAAGUACCUGUACCAUCCUCUUCGAAACUGUCAAGGUCAUCCAAAGUAAGGAAGCCUGAGAAAACUCCAGCGUUGUCUAAGAAACCCCUAGAGCUGCAUAAGAAGCCAUGGUGACCAAAUAUGACCGGCUGAAUGGAAUUCUGGGACAGAAAGGAGCCAUGAGAUGAAAACACAGGGAAGCUGAACAAAGUAUGGGCUUUAGUUAGUCAGAAUGUACCUGUCAGAGUUCACUGAUUGCAGCAAGCACCUGUUCUAAAGCCAGAAGCACAAUGUCAGGGACACAGGAACUGCCCAUACUGUCUUUGUAGUUUUUCUGUAAGUAUAAAGCUGUUCUCAAAGUAAGUAAAUUUGUUAACAGCUCAGAUCUUGAUAUGUGGUAGGCAUCAGAUCCCUUGCCACUAUUUAACUUUACAGUAAGAAUAUUAAUAAAGUAUGUAAAGGUGGUAUAUAACAACUCAAAAUAACAUUAAAGGAUAUAUUCGCAAAACCAAGCAAAACUGGCAGGGGCUGAUGAGAUGGCUCAGUGGGCAAAAGCACUUGCCAUACAAAGUGGAAGGAAAGAACCAGGUCUCCAAAAGUUGUCUUCUGACCUCUACACGAGUGCCAUGACACACAUGCACAUAUGCACACGCACACACACACCCCUACACCCUACAUCAUACACAUACAUGAUAAUAAUAAUAAAAACGUUAGACAACCACUAUGGCAAUUUUAUAGGCCUCUGUGUGGGACUUGCUAAGGCCAAACUUGUGGGCUCAGAUCUUUGGUGUAGAGAAGUAUGUUCUCAGCCUGUUGUGUGAUUUCGAUUGGUCUCUGACAAAGAAGAGACUGUGUGUAUUUUAAAGUACCUACUUCGGAUUACAGUUGCAGAUUACUGAAGAAACAGAAAGUCCCCACCACUCUAUCUUAUACUCCCAACAUACAUUUCAAGGACAGUGUUGAGAAAGCCAUAAUGAGCAAGACACCCAUAUGAUAUAAUUCCUAGAUAGCCUUGGGGGCAGGUCAGAAAGGCACGUUCACAAUAGACCACCCCAGCUUACCACUGUUCUGCCUGCGCACCUAGUAACGCCUUAGCUUGUGCCAGAGUUACAGCCUCGAAACCCAGCAUAGCCAUGGAAGAUAGCUAUAGAACAAGUUGUCUCACAGAGCUAAUUUGUCUUUCAUGGAAAGUGGGGGGUGGGGAGGUAUGGGUGUGUGGUGUAAAUGUGGUUUUUUUUUCUGUGCAGGUAUACAUGCGCUUGUGUGUGUUUGCAAGUCAGAGAUCAGUUGGGUGUCUUCCCCAGUCUCUCUUCACCUUAGUUUUUGAGUCAGGGCUCUAGCUGCACCUGAAGCUUGCCUGUUCAGCUAGACUGACUGCCAGUGAGCCCCAGGUCUUUUGUCUCUUCCUUCUGAGCACUGGGAUCGCAAGCAUGCACCAGGUCCAGCUUGUUCAUGGAUGCUGGGGAUGGAGCUUAUGUCCUUGUACUGCAAGCAGAGUAAUCAGUAUUGGCAGAUUGCUCGGCCACAAACAGGGCAUCUAUCUCACAGCCCAUCCCCAGAGGCUCAGGGACCAUCACAGAGCAAGGGGCAGAAAGAUGGUAAGGGCGGGGAUACAGGAGGACACGAAUGGAAUAGUGACUUCUGGACUUGCUAGGCCUAGCCUUGCUCAUAAACCCAGAGGAGCUGCAGUUACCUGCAGCAGCCCUGCUCCUACACCCUCCAGCCAUUAUUUCCACAUGGAGGGGCUUACAGCACCCAUUCAUAGCUGAGGAGCUAUUGACAUUUGAUGACUUUAGAGAAAACCCAGUUUUCUUUAAAGACGCGGCCUCUUUUUUGUCCACCACACUCCGGUGGGUGACUCCACCCCUAUGAGCAUAUGGGUAGCUUAUACUAGACUCAAUGGGUUAUAUCUUCGUUUAAAAAGAUGUGAACUUGGGAAGGGGUAGGAGAUGAAG
Alexandromys fortis (reed vole) is the source of this 9544-nucleotide messenger RNA. It is a transcript of the gene Efcab11, whose product is annotated as EF-hand calcium binding domain 11. The coding region runs from base 84 to 572 and encodes 162 amino acids. The transcript is spliced from 6 exons. Gene Ontology annotation, biological process: spindle pole body duplication. Gene Ontology annotation, cellular component: microtubule organizing center. Gene Ontology annotation, molecular function: microtubule binding; calcium ion binding. NCBI's taxonomy places the organism in Eukaryota, Metazoa, Chordata, Mammalia, Rodentia, Cricetidae. The record is from RefSeq and is a predicted model, not a curated record.